Messenger RNA from Suncus etruscus (white-toothed pygmy shrew), 1485 nucleotides. Its product is annotated as cytochrome P450 2G1. Gene Ontology annotation, cellular component: cytoplasm; intracellular membrane-bounded organelle. Gene Ontology annotation, molecular function: oxidoreductase activity, acting on paired donors, with incorporation or reduction of molecular oxygen, reduced flavin or flavoprotein as one donor, and incorporation of one atom of oxygen; heme binding; iron ion binding. Lineage: Eukaryota; Metazoa; Chordata; Mammalia; Eulipotyphla; Soricidae. The record is from RefSeq and is a predicted model, not a curated record. Gene Ontology annotation, biological process: xenobiotic metabolic process. The transcript is spliced from 9 exons. The coding region runs from base 1 to 1485 and encodes 494 amino acids.
AUGGAGCUGGGAGGGGCCUUCACCAUCUUUCUGGCACUCUGCUUGUCUUGCUUGAUCAUUCUCAUUGCCUGGAAAAGAACCAGCAAGGGUGGAAAGCUGCCGCCUGGCCCAACACCAAUACCCUUCCUGGGAAACAUACUCCAAGUCAGUACUGAUGCCACCUAUCAAUCUUUCAUGAAGCUCAGGGAGAAAUAUGGCUCAGUCUUCACCGUGUACAUGGGACCCCGUCCAGUAGUUGUCUUAUGUGGUCAUGAAGCAGUGAAAGAGGCCCUUGUAGACAAGGCAGAUGACUUCAGUGGCCGAGGAGAACUGGCUUCAAUAGAGCGAAACUUCCAAGGCUAUGGUGUUGCUUUGGCUAAUGGAGAACGGUGGAGGAUUCUCCGGCGUUUCUCACUGACCAUUCUUCGGGACUUUGGUAUGGGAAAGCGGAGCAUUGAAGAGAGAAUCCAAGAGGAGGCUGGCUUCUUACUAGAAGAAUUUCGAAAGACCAAAGGGGCCCCCAUUGAACCCACUUUCUUCCUGAGCCGCACCGUCUCCAAUGUCAUCAGUUCUGUGGUCUUCGGGAGCCGUUUUGACUAUGAGGACAAGCAAUUCCUGAAGCUGCUGAAGAUGAUUAAUGAGAGUUUCAUUGAGAUGAGCACCUCCUGGGCACAGCUAUAUGACAUGUACUCUGGAGUCAUGCAAUAUUUGCCAGGAAGACACAAUCGUGUUUACUACUUAAUUGAAGAUCUCAAGGACUUCAUUGCUGAAAAGGUCAAGAUCAAUGAGGCAUCCUUGGACCCACAAAACCCGCGUGACUUCAUUGAUUGCUUUCUCAUCAAGAUGCACCAGGAUAAAAAUAAUCCCCAAACAGAAUUCAAUCUCAAGAACUUGGUCCUCACCACUCUCAACCUCUUCUUUGCUGGCACGGAGACUGUGAGCUCUACUCUACGCUAUGGAUUUCUCCUUCUAAUGAAGCAUCCAGAGGUGGAAGCCAAGAUCCAUGAAGAGAUUGACCAAGUGAUUGGACCACACCGGAUCCCAAGUGUGGAAGACCGGGUCAAGAUGCCCUACACAGAUGCUGUGAUCCAUGAGAUACAGAGGCUGACGGAUAUUGUGCCAAUGGGUGUCCCCCACAACGUCAUCCGAGACACUGAAUUCCGAGGUUAUCUUCUGCCCAAGGGUACAGAUGUGUUCCCCCUACUUGGCUCAGUCCUCAAAGACCCCAAGUAUUUCCGCUACCCAGAUGCCUUCUAUCCCCAACACUUCCUGGAUAAUCAGGGCCGCUUCAAGAAGAAUGAAGCCUUUGUGCCCUUUGCCUCUGGAAAACGUGUCUGCCUUGGGGAGGCCAUGGCCAGAAUGGAGCUCUUCAUCUACUUCACCUCCAUCCUCCAGAACUUCUCCCUGCGCUCUCUGGUGCCACCUGCUGAAAUUGAUGUCACGCCCAAGGUCUCCGGCUUUGGCAACAUACCUCCCACCUAUGAGCUCUGCCUCCUGGCCCGCUGA